Molecule: messenger RNA, 3061 nt
Organism: Drosophila erecta
Lineage: Eukaryota; Metazoa; Arthropoda; Insecta; Diptera; Drosophilidae
Product: epidermal growth factor receptor kinase substrate 8-like protein 2
Exons: 6
Coding region: 409-2751 (780 amino acids)
Biological process (GO): Rho protein signal transduction; regulation of Rho protein signal transduction
Cellular component (GO): plasma membrane
Molecular function (GO): actin binding
Source: RefSeq, a predicted model, not a curated record
AAAAAUAUACAAACAACUCAAAAGGCCAACGAAUGAGCCAAGUUAGUACGAUUUCUGGUACCGGACUGACAUGUACUAACCGCGCUUAAAAAGCGGAUGACGCUCGCGUGCGUUCCACAAAAACAACAAAAACAGUAACUGAAAAGCCACAGCAACAACAACAACGGCGUUGCGGGGCUAUUGUUAUUCGUACGUUUAUUUUCCACAAGCGACAAAAAAAAUAGAAAAACGGUCUGUGAGAAUCAAAAAGAACGGAGCGAAAGAAAGCCGUCUUAAAAAUAAAAAUCGAAGAGGAGCGAGAAAGCACUAGACCAAAGGCGGCGGCUGCCAGAAGAGGACGGAGAGAACGGCGAAGACAGACGGAGCUUCAGGCGUCGAUCGAAGCCUCUACCGGGAUUGGACGACACCAUGGUGAACCACCACUCGAACGGAGGCGGCAGUGCCGGAAACAGUAGUGGAAGCCUAAGGGGAGGAGCACAUGGAGGCGGCGGCGGAGGAGGAGACUAUUCUGGAGACGAUCGCAGUGGAGGCGGCGAGGAGCGGGAGCGGCUGGAAAGUGAUUUGCACGACAAGCCCACCUACCUGCUGGAGCACCUGGCCACCUUCACGGUCAACAAGGAGUCCGGUAUUGUGUAUCCGGCGGACGGAAUGAGGCGCCUCCUACAGCUGGAGAAGACCACGGGCAUUUGGUCGCAGAAGAUGCAGCUCUGCCUGGACUACCAGUGGGUGCUUAUUAUGGACUAUGAAACGGGGAACAUCAUCGAACGAUUCCCCGCCUCCUUGGUCCAGGAGCCCACCGCAUUCACCUCGAAUGACGCCAUGGAGCUAUACAACAACAUUCUGGUCUUUAUCGUAUCCGGAGGCGGUGGUUCCCGCUCCGAGAUGCACAUAUUCCAGUCACAAAGCGUGUCCGCCGUUCACCUAGUUGAGGAUCUGAAGCAGUUGAGAAGCGGCAAGAUGAUAACGCAGCAGCGCGGUGCCACACCCACUCAAUCCGGAGGCGGAGGAGGUGCCUCCAGCAUGGCCAUGAUGAUGAGCAAAACCUCCUCGUCCUCGUCGCAUAGUAGAGUGGAGUUGCACCAGCACAGGGAGCAGCGGGCAGAGCGCGAGCGAGAGCGGGAUCGCGACCGUGAGCGGGAAAGCCACCAUCACAUGCACCAAAGGAGCAGCAUGGAGCAGUAUGGAAUCCGUGCCGGAGUAGGAGUUUCUGGCGACGAUGUGGCCCACAUUAGUGGCGAGACGGAUUCGGAACACGGUGGCAUUGGAGGCGGUGGCGCAGCGGAGCGCGAUGAGACUAGCUCUACGUCCAGCGAGAAGUACGAGCGGGAUGUGGCCGUGCUGAAUCACUGUUUCGAUGACAUUGAGAAGUUCAUAGCUCGUCUUCAGCACGCCGCUGCCGCUUCCCGGGAACUGGAGCGCCGUCGUCGCAAUCGGAAGUCCAAGAAAAGGGAUCCGGGGGAGGGAUUGCUCACUUUGAGGACGCGGCCACCCCACGAGAAGGAGUUCGUGGACAUCUUUGCCAAGUUUAAGCUGUCGUUUAACCUGCUGGCAAAGCUGAAGGCGCACAUCCACGAUCCCAACGCCCCCGAGCUGGUGCACUUCCUCUUCACGCCGCUAGCUCUGAUUGUGGAGGCCUCCAGCGACACGUACUACGAGUCACAGCUACCGGCUCGUGUGGUCAAUCCCCUGCUGACCAGAGAGGCCAUCAACCUGCUCAUCAACUGUGUAACCAGCAAGGAAACGGAGCUGUGGCGCUCAUUGGGCGAUGCCUGGGUUAUCCCGCGAGAUCAGUGGAAGGAUGAUGUGGGCUCCUACCAUCCGGUCUUCCUCGACGGCUGGUCACCGGACUAUUUGAUCAACGAUGAACUGGAGCCACCACCAAAUUCCCCGCCCGCUCAUGUAAGCAAGCGCAGACUUGAGGUCCAGGCUGGAUCCGGACUAAAUGGUCGUGGAGGAGCUGGAUACGAUGACUACGACUCGGGGAACGGGAUGAAUAUGGCCAUGGGUAUCGAGAAGUACACCAUCCACCACGGCAACGACGGCUUGAGGGAGCGGGAAAGGGAAAGAGAACGCGAUAGAGAUCGGGCGGGAGCCAUCAGCGCGUCUGACUUUAACGCCCGCAGCGAGCUAUCGUUCGACUCGAUUGAAGGCAGAGGCGGGGGAGCAGCGGGACAUGGACAUGGUCAUGGCCAUGGACCAGGAGCUGGACCCACCCUCAGCGCCAUCACAGCUGGUCUGCAGAAUCUGCAUACGAGGGAGUCUCGCAGUGGAAACGGGUACGGGGGAGGAGCCGGUCCCGGGCCUUCGUCUGAGCUGGGCGGUGGAGGCAGGGGUCUGCCGAACGUCAGCGACGACCAGAUGCUCGAGUCUUGGCUGGAGGAUCUGCAGGCGACGGGAGCCAAGAUUGUGCUGGUCACCUAUCCGCGCACAGCCAACAACGACAAGGAGCUUAGCGUUAUGCGAGGCGAAUACUUGGAGAUCCUUGACGACACCCGAAAGUGGUGGAAGGCGCGCAACAUGCGGGGGCAGGUGGCUCACGUGCCGCACACGAUUGUGACCCCCUUUAAUUUCGGGGAUGGAGAUGGAGCCCAGUUCUACGGGCAACAACAGCAGCAGCAGGCGGGGCCAACGGGUCCGGGCAACAAGUCGCGAUCAGGGGAUAAUCCCGGCAUGGAACAGCGAUCGCCGGAUCCCACCGACAUGAUGCGCAGCAAGCAUCUUGGCAAGAAGGGCGAGUUCCGCUACUUCUAGGUUGGACAUACGAUUACCAUACACAUAUUCCGUAGUGAGGAUCUAGCGUUAUAGAGAGACAGACAUCAGCAGUUCCGUCUAGGAUGCUAAUCCUGGUCACCAGCGAUCGGAUUGGCUCCAAUACUUUGCACUCGCUCGCAGGAGUGUGCAAACCAGAACUAACCUUAAGACUAACCUAAGUGGAGCUCCAGAUGGGAGCUGUUGAGCAGCACGUGGCUCCUGCUGAUGCGGAUGCUUAAGCUGAUGCUGAUCCAGGCAAAAAGGGGAGGCGACGGCAAUAAUUUGUUUUAAUAAAAUUAUAUCCAAAGGA